This is a messenger RNA of Marchantia polymorpha subsp. ruderalis, 776 nucleotides long. The record is from the annotation of a GenBank genome assembly. Lineage: Eukaryota; Viridiplantae; Streptophyta; Marchantiopsida; Marchantiales; Marchantiaceae.
AGAACGUUCGAGGCCCGUUGCUGCAGCAGAAGUAGACGUUGCGGCACGCAGCUCGCCCCGUAGAAGCCCCUUCAGCACGAGUCGUCGACUGAGAGCGCUUUUCCAAUUCGCCGCAAUCUAUCGAUCUCUCGAGCUCAGAAACGAGUGCAGGAAUCUGAGGCUAUGGCGUCCAUUGUAGCAGUUGCCGGACCUUCCGUGGUGGCUGGACUCGGCUCCAGCAGCCUCUCCGGCCAGAAGCUCAGAGUCUCCACCCGCUCCUUCUCGGUCCGCGCUGCCCCCAGCGUUGGAGUCGCCUCAGCCAAGUACGAUGCUGGCAACAGCAAGUACUUCGACCUUGAAGAUCUGGGCAACACCACCGGAGCCUGGGACCUGUACGGUUCAGACCAGCUCUCUCCCUACAAUGGCAUGCAGAGCAAGUUUUUCGAGACCUUCGCCUACCCCCUGACCAAGAGAGGUAUAUUAUUGAAGCUCGGUCUCCUCGGAGGAGCUUUGGCUCUGGGAUUCGCCAGCUCAUCUGCCACCGGUGACAUCCUUGCCAUCAAGAAGGGACCCCAGGGGCCACCCCAAAUGGGCCCACGAAACAGGAUCUAAGUAGAUAAUUCAAAUGUGCAUAGAACGUUUUCCGGUGUACUGUAAUUGUUAUCUUGUAACAUGAUUCGACGAAGUAACAACUAAAUAUCGCAGCUUUGACCAUGUGGAGAUGCUCUGGCACAUGCAGAGCCUCAGCUUUGUAUGUAAAGGAACUGUAAAGAAAUGUAAUGUCCCACCUUACCAAC